This is a messenger RNA of Xenopus tropicalis (tropical clawed frog), 1157 nucleotides long. It is a transcript of the gene csrp3, whose product is annotated as cysteine and glycine rich protein 3. Gene Ontology annotation, cellular component: nucleus. The transcript is spliced from 7 exons. The record is from RefSeq and is a predicted model, not a curated record. NCBI's taxonomy places the organism in Eukaryota, Metazoa, Chordata, Amphibia, Anura, Pipidae. The coding region runs from base 140 to 724 and encodes 194 amino acids.
GUCCCCCCCCCCCCGGGGGGAAGAGCUUUCUGGGGAAUUUAAAGGGUUCGGGGAGCCCCCGGCUCAGCACUCUGCAGACUCAGCCCUGGGGGACACACCACCUGCCUCUCCUCUCUCCGAGCCACUGACAGGCUGAAGGAUGCCCAUCUUGGGUGGGGGCGCCAAGUGUGGCGCUUGUGACAAGACAGUGUACCACGCCGAGGAGAUCCAGUGCAAUGGGAGGAGCUUCCACAAGCCGUGCUUCAUCUGCAUGGUCUGCAGGAAAGCCCUGGACAGCACCACGGUGGCCGCUCACGAGUCUGAAAUCUACUGCAAGUCCUGCUAUGGGAGGAAAUAUGGCCCCAAGGGAUACGGGUACGGCCAGGGCGCCGGCUGCCUCAGCACCGAUACGGGGGAGCGAUUUGGCAUCGAAGUGGCAGAAUCCCACCCUGCCCGCGGAUCCCCCACAACUACACAUACUUCAAAAUUCACGCAGAAGUUUGGUGCCACAGAGAAAUGCCCCCGGUGCCAGAAAUCAGUAUACGCCGCCGAGAGAGUGAUGGGAGGAGGGCAGCCCUGGCACAAAACCUGCUUCCGCUGUGCCUUUUGUGGCAAAAGUCUGGACUCCACCACCGUAACGGAGAAAGAUGGAGAGAUAUACUGCAAAGUGUGCUAUGCAAAGAGCUUUGGCCCCAAGGGGAUCGGAUUCGGUGGGCUCACACAGGUGGAACAGAAAGAGUCCUAGGCCUAGUACUGGAAGUACCACCAUUACCCGGGCAGUCGGCCUCCUCCCCACUGUGUUUGUACCAGUAGCUCAAUCACUGCAGGGCGGGGCUAAAUCUAUCCAACCAAUCAAAUACCAUUGGACAUGGAACAUUAUGGCCACUUCUCUCAAUUUCCUACAAACCAUCAUGUGAUCCCAUGUUUGUUAUUCUGCAGUUCAGCUGAUCACUGCCCCCUGUAAGGCUGUAGCGCCCUCUAGGGGAUUUUUGCAGGGAUUUGGAGCUGCCUCCAUGCUCCCAGCCAGUGGAAGAGAUCCCUACGUGUGUGCCAUUUUGGGACAUCCCCCGAGGAACCUGUUCACUGCAUAUGGGGGCUCUAUGUUUAGGGGGGUUUGCCUGAUAACUGGAACAUAAUUCAGCCUGAUUAUAAAUAAUAAACGCAGAAAUAAAAUCUCA